AUGUUUUUAGGUACAGUUGAAAAUUGUCAGAGAAAAGACAACAGUGUGACGACAUUUGCAGUGUACAUGAUGUAUAGCAGAGGACCAGAAUAUUUUGACAUUAAGGAAGUUAUUGAAAGCGUGAACGUUUUUAAACAGGAGGCCAGCAAACUCGCAAUUGACCUGCCGGAAUUUUUAGAUAGUGCUGGGACAGAUUUUUUUCGAUAUAUAUUAUAUAUCGGUAUAGAUGAAACAAGCCAAGAAAUGCUUAAAGGAAUAGGGAAAACAAUGAACAAAGCGCUCCAUAAACUAAUACAAAAAAUAUUCCACCAAGAGAUACCUGCGGACUGGGGGAAAGUAGAAAUUGUUCCCAUAUAUAAACAGAAAGGAGACAAAAAAGUUUGUAAAAACUACAAAGGGAUAACACUGUUAAGCAUUCCUGGCAAGAUCUACACUAAAAUGUUGUAG
This is a messenger RNA of Helobdella robusta, 447 nucleotides long. RefSeq lists its product as hypothetical. The record is from RefSeq and is a predicted model, not a curated record. NCBI's taxonomy places the organism in Eukaryota, Metazoa, Annelida, Clitellata, Rhynchobdellida, Glossiphoniidae. Bases 1 to 447 code for a protein of 148 amino acids. The transcript has 4 exons.